AUGUACGAUGCCACCGGCGUUCGUCUCCACGCGGGCCGCCAAGCGGAGGUUUUGAAUCAGCUCAUCGUCGAGCUCCCUCGAGAUCACCCGCUGACGGAUAGCAGACCUUUGCGAGAUUCUCUCGGCCACACGCCGGUGCAAGUCGCCGUCGGGGCGCUUUUAGGAAUGGUGGUAGGAUACGCGCACUUUAACAUGUGGUUGAUUAGUCAAGGCGUGGAUUUGUGA
Messenger RNA from Bathycoccus prasinos, 225 nucleotides. RefSeq lists its product with no specific name. Lineage: Eukaryota; Viridiplantae; Chlorophyta; Mamiellophyceae; Mamiellales; Bathycoccaceae. The transcript has a single exon. The record is from RefSeq and is a predicted model, not a curated record. The coding region runs from base 1 to 225 and encodes 74 amino acids.